AAUUAAUAUUUUAUAAUGCAAUGAUUGAUGAUGGUUGCUGAUAUUUGGAUAAUGCCCCAAGAGGGAUUAAUAAAGUUGUUUGAAUUGAAUUGAAUGCGUGCACUGGCGCAGAAAAUGGAAGUAACAUAACAAUAAGAACAAUUUCUUAUUUUUGCAAAUCUGCCAAGCAGACACGUUUGUGAUUAAGAUGUCAUCUGAAUUAGAUUUAAUUCAUUUUCGGCCUAAAUGUGCAGAUUUGGGUCGACAUAGAGAUAAAAACAAUACUGUAUACAUGCAACUCAUGCAUACAUAUUUAGAACUAAAAAUAUGGACCUACUAACCUCAUGUUGAUCAAUUUCUGAAAGUGUAGACGGUCAUUGUGGUAAGAUCGCAAUAAAAUGAUGGUGGGCUGUGGGAGGCGUGAAUUAUUUCGCUGUUUUCAAAUGCCGAGGCGUUAUUCAAUGUUUUUUCAAUAGAGACAUUAUGCGAUAUUUAAAUAAAUCAUGCAGAAACAUUAAAUGUAUUUUAUGUGUUUAAAAAUAUACAUGACAAGAGGCACACACAGACAUGCGAAAAAAAUAUGUGCCUUAUUAUUGUGCAGCAUUCACACUAUUGAUAUUGAAAUCUUUAUUAUUAUUAUAUUAUUAUUAUUAUUAUUAUUAUUCCACUUCCCUAAGUUUUUUACUUCUACUACUACAGUUGAUCAGUGUGCAGGAGCAGAGAAACAGUUGAGGAUGCAAUGAACUUCAAGUGGUUCACCUUUUCUAAACCCCCAACACAAGGAGUUAACCAUUUGACCAGUUAACCCAGUCCAAGAGAUGCCUCGCUCCUUCAUGGUGAAGAGUAAGAAGGCGCACAGCUACCACCAGCCCAGGAGCUUAGAGGAUGACUACAACAGACUGGACUCGAUACUGGCGCACAUAUGCUCAGAGGUGGAUAAACUCCCGGAUGACGCCGACAUGUCGGUGGACAGGUACGGCCUCUCUCCAGACUCCCACCUGGCCGACGCUGCUGAUUUCUCCCCGAAGUCUCCGCUCAGCUGCGCGGACAGUCUGUGUGGUCCCUCCUCGGACUAUGAGGACUUCUGGAGGCCUCCUUCCCCCUCAGCAUCACCGGUCGAUUCGGAGAAGUCCCUCUCUCCUCUGGUGGAUGAGUCUCAGCCCUUCACUGUUCCUUUCCGGCCGUACGCCUGGAGCAGCUACCCGGGACCCGGUCUCAGGCCCUUGUUGCAGCAGAGCCUCCACCCCGGCCUGGAGGUGGACAGGGGCCCCGGGUCCAUGGCCUUUUACGCAGACAGGAGCACACACCCAGCCCUGGAUUCAUACCAGAGUCUGGGUGAGGAGGCUUAUGGAGACUACAGGAGGCACGCUGCUGCUGCCGCCGCUGCUGCUCUGCUAUUUCCCGAUGGAGGCCUGCAGAGGAAAGCCCACAGUGUGAAGGCCCCAUCCGACCUGCUGUGCUCCAGUCUCAUCCUCAACGGGGCUUAUAAGUGUAUCAAGUGUAGCAAGGUGUUUUCUACUCCGCACGGUUUGGAAGUCCACGUCCGCAGAUCUCACAGCGGCACGCGGCCGUUUGCAUGUGAAAUGUGCGGCAAAACCUUCGGACACGCGGUCAGUUUGGAGCAACAUAAAGCGGUGCACACACAGGAAAGAAGCUUCGACUGCAAAAUCUGCGGUAAAAGUUUCAAGAGGUCGUCAACACUGUCGACUCAUCUGCUCAUCCACUCCGACACUCGGCCGUACCCGUGCCAGUACUGCGGGAAGAGGUUCCACCAGAAGUCAGACAUGAAGAAACACACUUUCAUCCACACAGGUGAGAAGCCGCACAAAUGUCAGGUGUGCGGGAAAGCGUUCAGCCAGAGCUCCAACCUCAUCACGCACAGCAGGAAACACACCGGAUACAAACCUUUCGGCUGCGACCUCUGCGGGAAAGGCUUCCAGAGGAAAGUGGACCUGAGGAGGCACAAAGAGACACAGCAUGGACUGAAAUGAAGCGAGAAGAAACCCUCCUGUCAUAAAGUGAUCUUUAAAGUAUUAUUACGGAAACGAGUUGGGACCCCGGAUGAAGACAGAGGACAUGUUGCAAAUGUGCCAGCUCGUGGACGUUUCCUUGGAUCAAGAAUCACGGUGAUUCCCACUGUACAGACCAAGUGUUGAAGUGCAUUUCAGAUAAAAAAUAUAGCUACAACUAUUUAUUUAUUUUGAUACGGUAAACAUGUACGUUUAGGGCCUCGAAAACACUAAUUAUUUUCAAAUAUGUUCCAGAGAUCCAUAAAACCAGAAAUAAGCUGUGAAUGAGACAGAAUAUGAAAGCACAUGAUCAAAUAAAUUCGCCAUGCCAGAGGAAUCCGCACCAGUGGGUUGAAAACCCUCAAAAUAUUAUCACUCUCACUUUCAUAACCCUGAUCGACCACGAAGCCAACUGAGGUGCAAAUCUGCGCCUGUCCACAGACCAGAGGCUCCUUUGUUUUCAGUCUGAAGACAUGAUGCUGGCAAAACAGCCUCCUCACACUGUGUGAUUUAAUAAACAGGAGGCCUUAGUCACAAAGAUGGUAUCUUCCACUUUUACAUUUUGCACUUUUGACUGUCGUAAAUUAACUGUUUAAUAUAUAAUAUAUUCUCUCAAGUGUAUUUUAUUUUCUGGUUGGUUUUAUUAAAAUUCAUAAAAUUCAAUAAAAUCAAAAAGUGAAAUGAAGUUGACUUGUUUUCUAACUCAAAGGAAACUGCAGAUUCAAUGAAAUCAAUUCAGAAUUGUUUUACAGACCAUUGAACUUCAUUUUCACACGGACAUUUAAGCUAAAUUGAUUUUUUUGAUAGAUUAAAGGGUUUGUAGUCUCGAGGCCAAGUUUCAUCUAUUAUUCUCUCCCUUUAAAACAUUUAUUCUACUACACUAUAAACCAUCAACCAAGCAACAACAGAAGCUUUCCAGACCUUUACUCACCAAAGUGUUUAUGCAAAUUAAAGCAACAGACACAAACAAAGACGCAGGACAUCUCAGCAUCUUGCUGCUGUGAUUGUGAACGCCCAGAGGCGACUGCAGCUCCUGUUUGUUUUGACCACUGCAGCCGAGUGUUUUAACCUUAAACAGUCUGAGCAGAUUGAACCGUUAACCAAGUGUUUUUUUACCCUCAUGGCUGUUAUUUAAAAACAAACAAAAACAAAGCCAGUUUUGGCAGGAAGCUGGCACACAUGCAGCAGCUGUGAUCCUCAGAGGGAUUGGUUUGGAGUUUCACACAUUGUUGACAGUGAGGAGUCAAAACUGGGGCCUCAGGAAUCAAGAUUUACAGUUUGAAAGCAGGCAGCAAAGAAUCCUGACAGAGCUCAUGUGUUGAUAAAAACAACAGACAGGACAGUUAUUCUUAUUCAGUCAUCAGAAAGUGUAAACUGAAUAAACAGACUGAUCAGAAAAACAAUUCCCCUCCAUUAAACAAUCUGUUAGUGGAGGUUAUACAUCACAUUGUCAACAUGGACAGCUUUCUCAUCAUCAUCAUCAUCAUCAUCAUCAUCAUCAUUUCAACUCGUUCUCAGUCCAACAAGGACAAAAGAAAAGAAGAAAAACAGGAACAAUCAGUUAGUCGUCUUCCCUCAACAUUGAUUGAAAUCACUGACUCACAAGGAUUUCUAUGCCUCACUUCCCUCAAAAUCGUACAACAUCCAGGCCUGCUAAAACACUGAAUAUUUUAAAGCCCCAGAUGAACAGACUGAGGGAGAACACAGGAAAAGGCGAGCUCAUUUUAAAGCAGAACUUAAUGGAGCUGUGCACCUUGGUGCAAGGUUGCA
Molecule: messenger RNA, 3758 nt
Organism: Labrus bergylta (ballan wrasse)
Lineage: Eukaryota; Metazoa; Chordata; Actinopteri; Labriformes; Labridae
Source: RefSeq, a predicted model, not a curated record